This is a messenger RNA of Plasmodium knowlesi strain H, 381 nucleotides long. RefSeq names its product DNA-directed RNA polymerase II subunit RPB11, putative. Gene Ontology annotation, molecular function: protein dimerization activity; DNA binding. The coding region runs from base 1 to 381 and encodes 126 amino acids. Lineage: Eukaryota; Apicomplexa; Aconoidasida; Haemosporida; Plasmodiidae. Gene Ontology annotation, cellular component: RNA polymerase II, core complex; RNA polymerase III complex; RNA polymerase I complex. The transcript is spliced from 4 exons. Gene Ontology annotation, biological process: transcription by RNA polymerase II. The record is from RefSeq and is a predicted model, not a curated record.
AUGUCUGUCCCAACUUUAUCGAAUAAGCCAGAAAACAUCGACCUGCUUGUAUUACCGCCAGGAGAAAAAAAAGUCAGUUGCGAAAUAUCGGAGAAAGGAGACUGCAAUAUAUUUACCAUAAAGCUGGAGGAUCACACCAUUGGAAAUUUGAUAAAGCAGGCACUUUGCCAAGACCCCCAGGUCACGUUCGCAGCAUAUAGACAACCGCAUCCACUGCAAAACACGAUCGAAAUAACCAUCAAGCCCAAGGGCUAUGCAGGGGUUAAGUUGCUUUCAGAUAAUGUGAACAGUUUGUUGUCCGAUGUGUCUCAGCUGAGGGAAACGUUUAAGAAAAAGGUCCAACGGUACAAGGACAAGAGUGUGUAUUACGCAGACGAGUGA